GAACGAGACUUCGCCAGAAAUGCUUCCUGGCUCCAGGCAAGACAGCUCGAGGGCGCUGUGUGAGCAUACGAAACAAGGUCAUGAGCCACAUUCAGCUCGACUUCUGGUACGAAGCGGUCCCGAGGAUGACCUCCGAUCUACCUCCGCAUGCGACCUGAGGGAAAGCCUUUCCGCAGAGCUAGAGUGGGCCUAUACUUCCCUGCUGUUGCAAGAUCCUUACACAGGUUCAGAAGUGUGGUCUCAGAAUAUAGUACUAGGCUUGCUACGAAGGACAAUCUUGCUGGUGCUCUGGUUGCUUCUCAUGCAAUAAGGGAGAGAGCAGGAACUGGUACCCCGCCAGCACCUGGGACCACGCAUCGAAGUGGCCUCGGCAGGCAGGCAGCGAAGCAGACUAGAGCGGGACAAGAUGCGCCGGCUCUUGGUUCAUCAGGUACAUCCAUACCACUGGAAGUUGUCCCCCACGUAUCCAUUGGGAUCCCGACAGCCAACAUGCAUCCUCAGGCUGGAGGAGCUCGGAGGAGAAGGCUGGGCGGGACUAUUGCUGAUAGCCUAAGGGUCUCGAGGAAAGCUCUUUCGACGACAAGCUCUAUCGGCACCAUACAUCAGGGCUCAGAGCGGCAGUCUUUCGGCGAGUAAAUACUUGCACCGCAUCGCAAACAGAGGGACUGGCUCAAGUCUGAGAACGGGACGACUUCACAAGCACGCGCAGAAGCUGGGAAGGGUACGCGGGACUCAAGCUCUAUCUUUGUGACACGCAAACUCUAGUGGACUGUCAUACCAUCGAUCUAUUUUCGAUACAAUCACACAGGCUUCGCAUCCGAGUUGGGAUCUUCUUUCGAUUGAUCAAGAGCGGAGAUCGCAGGUUGACGCAGGGCUGUCA
Molecule: messenger RNA, 880 nt
Organism: Microstroma glucosiphilum
Lineage: Eukaryota; Fungi; Basidiomycota; Exobasidiomycetes; Microstromatales; Microstromataceae
Exons: 1
Coding region: 148-636 (162 amino acids)
Source: RefSeq, a predicted model, not a curated record